This is a messenger RNA of Aspergillus sclerotioniger CBS 115572, 920 nucleotides long. RefSeq lists its product as uncharacterized. NCBI's taxonomy places the organism in Eukaryota, Fungi, Ascomycota, Eurotiomycetes, Eurotiales, Aspergillaceae. The transcript has a single exon. The record is from RefSeq and is a predicted model, not a curated record. Bases 116 to 865 code for a protein of 249 amino acids.
CACCCAUCGUCACCCAUCGUCACCCAUCGUCACCCAUCGGCCAUCGUUGCCUAUCACUACCCUUCACUCUUCCAGUUUGGUUUAAUACUUAUUGAGUCGUUAUUAUAUUACUAAGAUGGAGCGCAAUAUAGAAGCGGCCCGUUCAUCCAAUCGCCUGCAAAGCAUUGCAAGACGAACCAAAACUCAUCCAGACGCGUCCGUGCGUAAGAUUGAAGACUGCGCAAAGAAACUGGAUCGAAAGACUGCUCUCAAAACUUCGGAUAAGAAUCGGUUGAUUGCCGACGUGAAGUUGAUAAAAGGAGAGAGACUAUCUUCAAAUAAAAGGACACAAGUGAAACAGGUUCUUUACAGGGACUUCCUAAUCAGGUGCAUCGAAUGUGCGGAACUCGGUCCUAACGUUAUGGUUCUCUGUUCGCUUGCCCUUGGUUUGACUGGAAUUUAUGGUCUAAACCAACUAGGCAUGGAAGAAUUCUUUCAGAAGUUGAUAGCCAGGGGGAACUGGGGUUCACCAGGGGUAAUGGAAAUUACGCGAUCUUACAACGUCCCCGACGCUACAUUUUUUGAAGUAGGCAACAAACGUGUGGCAGACCUGGAUAUGGAAUGCAUGGGAGUGCAAUAUUCCGAGACCUUUCCGCUUGUGUCCACUAUAUCAACGGUGUUACCGGUCGAGAUACCACCAGCGGUACUAUCGAGUGAUCAAGUUUCGGCGACAUUCAACGUCAAAUUGGAUAUGCCCUUCCAACCAGACUCCAGGGCCUCUCUGACUUUGAAUUUCGAGAUAGAUAGGGAAAUGGCCUGGCAGAUCGUGCCUUUCUACCAUCCAGAAUCGGCUGUCAUAGCCUCCGAAGUAGCGCAGACCCAAUGAAUACCUCAAUAUGAGACCCAGCUGCUGCAGUGGCAGUCUCAUCCAGAGUUAAUUU